UCCUUUAUAUUUCAGGGCCAGACACCGCUAUUUCCUCGCAUAUUUGGUCAUGAAGCUGGAGGAAUUGUGGAAAGUGUAGGCGAGGGUGUUACUGAUCUCAAACCAGGAGACCAUGUUCUCCCUGUAUUUACUGGGGAGUGCAAGGAAUGUCACCACUGUAAGUCAGAGGAGAGCAAUAUGUGUGACCUUCUUAGGAUUAACACCGACAGGGGUGUUAUGCUUAGUGACGGCAAGACGAGAUUCUCCAAAAAUGGAUAGCCAAUUUACCAUUUUGUUGGCACCUCUACAUUUAGUGAAUACACUGUUAUCCAAAGUUUGUGUUCUUAGUUGCGGAAUAUCCACAGGUCUUGGUGCCACUUUGAAUGUUGAGAAACCCAAGAAGGGUCAAUCUGUAGCUGUCUUUGGAUUGGGUGCCGUCGGCCUUGCUGCUGCUGAAGGCGCAAGGAUUGAUAGUUGA
Carya illinoinensis is the source of this 457-nucleotide messenger RNA. Its product is annotated as alcohol dehydrogenase-like. Lineage: Eukaryota; Viridiplantae; Streptophyta; Magnoliopsida; Fagales; Juglandaceae. The record is from RefSeq and is a predicted model, not a curated record. Gene Ontology annotation, biological process: formaldehyde catabolic process. The transcript is spliced from 5 exons. Gene Ontology annotation, molecular function: S-(hydroxymethyl)glutathione dehydrogenase [NAD(P)+] activity; zinc ion binding. Gene Ontology annotation, cellular component: cytosol. Bases 113 to 457 code for a protein of 114 amino acids.